AAGCAAGCGCACGCAUUGACCAGGUUACGCCGAAGGCUACUACUCCAAAUACAACGACAAUACCAACAGCAACUUGCACUUCUUCCGCCGCUCUCUCUCUCUCUCUCUAUCGGACUAUCUUCCAAAGGAAAAUCAAACCCCGAUCUUCUCUUCUUCAGAUCUGAGCCUCGUCUCCACUGCUUAAAAUAUGUCGGAAGAGGUGGAGUACCGCUGCUUUAUUGGUGGCCUUUCGUGGUCAACAUCUGACAGAGCUCUGAAAGAUGCAUUUGAAAAGUUUGGAAAGCUUCUUGAAGCAAAGGUGGUUGUUGACAAGUUCUCUGGGCGUUCCCGUGGAUUUGGGUUCGUCACUUUUGAUGAUAGGAAAGCAAUGGAGGAGGCUAUUGACGAGAUGAAUGGAAUAGAUUUAGAUGGGCGGACUAUUACUGUUGAUAAAGCUCAGCCUCACCAAGGCUCAGGUAGAGAUCAUGAUGGUGACCGGAGCCGUGACCGUGGUCGUGAUCGUGACCGUGGUCGUGACUAUGGAGGUGGACGUGGAUCUAAUGGCGGAGAAUGCUUUAAGUGUGGGAAGCCUGGACAUUUUGCUAGGGAGUGUCCGAGUGAAGGGGCGAGAGGGAGCAGGUAUGGGGGCAGGGAUGAUAGAUCCAGUGGUGGUGGCGGCGGUGGGGGUGGCCGUUAUGGUCCUGAUCGGAAUGGUGAUCGAUUUGGUGGGCGCAACAGGGAUUCUGGUAGCCGUGGAGGUUCUGGAGCUGAUCGGUACAGUCGUGACCGCAGUGGACCUUAUGAGCGACGCAGCACUGGAGGUGGAGGUUUUCGCUCUGGAUAGGAGUUAUGAUAGUGGUUUGGAGCAGAGGUGCCUCAGUUACCGUCCUCAAAAGCGUUCAAGUUUCUUUGCUGGAUGCAUUCUUAUGAACAUUGUCUGGAUGGAUCUGUCUAGUAUAUCAGUAGUUUGAAGUGCAAAAAAUGGCAUGAAUACUCACCUGCUUUGUGUUCCAAAAAUGCUCAAUUCGAUGUUUUGGUCCGGGAUAUUGUGCUUGCUUGACAUGGACUUUCGAAAUUGGUCUUGUAGUCUGUGAAUGCCAUUAUUGCUGCUGGAUAUCUUGUGACUUUCAUGCAUAGAAUUCCAAAUACCACGUAAUUGCUGCCCGAUCCUCCUUGUUGACCAUAUCUCAAUAGGAAUUGCAGAAUCAGAAGCUUUUUGGUUGGAUGGGUGUUUGGAGGGACCAAUUCAUGGGUAUGUCAUUGGGAGUUAGCUUCUUUUCACUUGGGGAGUAGAAGUGGUUUUAGAAGUAGAGUUCCCAUUUUGGCUACCCUGUUUCAUUAUGGUACUAAAAACAGGAGUCAAGCGGGUAAUAUAUUUUUCUUAUACGUGCAUGGUGGUUCUUGAUUCAUUCAUUGCUCUAUAUUAAUGUCCUUAACCUUUUGGCAGGAUGCUUCGCUAUAUAUGCUCUUUAUGGAUACAAAUUGGGUUACUUUGUUGCUAAUUGGACAUGUGUGGUUUUAAUUUAAAAAUUAUGAAAAGUGUUUUCGCCUGCACCAAGCCAUCUGCAAAUUAAUUCAACAUAAGCCACACUCCUCUUCUGCUUGGCGCACUGUUGGAGAGAUUGAUUCCAUUUUUCUGGAAAAAUGUGGGCAGGCUUAACUUGUUGAGGUUCUUGAUGAAUGCAACAACGGCUGCCCUUGUUUUUUGUUCCUUUUUCCCUCUUAUGGAUAUAUGUUCUGCAAUGCUCUUCUUGGAUGGAAGAUUUUUGCUCACCUUGUUUUUCCGGUAUGUGCUAUAUAAUUAAUGAUUCCUUGGUCUUGUU
This is a messenger RNA of Juglans regia (Persian walnut), 1802 nucleotides long. Its product is annotated as glycine-rich RNA-binding protein RZ1A-like. Lineage: Eukaryota; Viridiplantae; Streptophyta; Magnoliopsida; Fagales; Juglandaceae. The record is from RefSeq and is a predicted model, not a curated record. The coding region runs from base 188 to 823 and encodes 211 amino acids. Gene Ontology annotation, molecular function: RNA binding; zinc ion binding. The transcript has 4 exons.